GCUGAUAUAACUUGGUGUGUACACACUUUAACAUACCUAACAACCUGCAAGAUUAUACAAACAAGUGAUGAAAUAAAUAAAAUCCUUAAGGAGCAGCUCUUAACUAACUGAAAUUAAAAACGAAAGAUGUUGCGCAGCCUUAUUGGCCUUCGAGGGACAUGCCAUCAGCUGUUCAGGACUUCCCUGCGACAUCAAAAAACCUCGCAAAAGUCACAACAGUUUUGGCGGAUGAAAUCGACGGAUUCUCCGCAGGAAGCUGCCCGGAAAUUGCGAGCGAAAUCCACAUUAUACUACAUAACAGCGGGUGGAGUGCUAAUAGUGGGAUUGAGCUAUGCAGCUGUGCCACUAUAUAGCAUCUUUUGUCAGGCUUAUAGCUACGGAGGAACCACUUCGCAAGGACAUGAUGCGGAGAAGGUGGAGCACAUGAAAAAGGUUGAUAACCGGGUGCUAAAAAUCCGCUUCAAUGCAGAUAUCGGAUCCUCCAUGCGUUGGAACUUCAAGCCACAGCAGUAUGAGAUUAAAGUGGCACCCGGUGAGACUGCUCUCGCCUUUUACACAGCCCGGAAUCCCACGGAUAAGCCGGUUAUUGGCAUCAGCACCUACAAUGUGAUACCUUUCGAGGCGGGUGCCUAUUUUAACAAGAUCCAAUGCUUCUGCUUUGAGGAACAGCAACUGAAUCCACACGAGGAGGUUGACAUGCCCGUGUUCUUCUACAUUGACCCCGAAUUCACGGCAGAUCCGGCGCUGGAGCACUGCGAUACCAUAACUCUAUCGUACACCUUUUUUGAAGCAAAGGAGGGUCUUAAACUCAACUUCCCUAGCUACGCGAAGCCACAUGCAGCGACAGCGUAAAAAAAAAGUUGCUUGUAAUUUGGUUUUAAAACAAUAAAUUUUUGUUAUAUCUGUUAAAAAUGCAA
Molecule: messenger RNA, 917 nt
Organism: Drosophila ficusphila
Lineage: Eukaryota; Metazoa; Arthropoda; Insecta; Diptera; Drosophilidae
Gene: Cox11
Product: cytochrome c oxidase assembly protein COX11, mitochondrial
Exons: 1
Coding region: 127-852 (241 amino acids)
Cellular component (GO): mitochondrial inner membrane
Molecular function (GO): copper ion binding
Source: RefSeq, a predicted model, not a curated record